CCUCCUUCUUCCUUGUUUCAGCAGAGCACAAGGAGACUGGCCCAAGACUCGCCCAUUGUUGCGUAGUUCGAAAGAACGUGUCCUUCUACCAGCUGCAUUUGUGCAUCCAGAGGAGGCGAAUCUGAAUCCCACAAUCUGUUCGUAUAAGCUGAAUUUAGAGCAACGCCAGAAGCUGGAAAUGGUUUUGCAGAAAGUGAUUCGUGCUGUCAUCAUGGGAGCUCCGGGAUCGGGGAAAGGAACGGUGUCCGGGCGCAUUAUCAAAAUAUUUGGACUCAAUCACAUCUCCAGUGGGGACAUUUUACGAGCCAACAUCAAAGAAAAAACAGAGCUCGGCCUGCUGAUGAAGUCCUGUAUUGAUCAGGGUCAGCUGGUCCCGGAUGCCAUCAUGUCUCGUCUCAUCCUGAACGACCUGAGAAGGAUAGACUCCAGCGGCUGGCUGCUGGAUGGAUUCCCCCGUACGAUAUCACAGGCAGAAGCUCUUGAUCACGUCUACACUGUAGAUACCGUCAUCAACCUUGACGUGCCAUUCCAGACCAUCAAAGAGAGACUCACAUCUCGUUGGACUCACAUUCCCAGCGGAAGGGUGUACAACACAGAUUUCAACCCGCCUAAAGUUCCCGGUUUUGAUGAUGAGACGGGAGAACCGCUGGUCCAGAGGGACGAUGACAGACCAGACACGGUCACACGAAGGCUGAAGUCCUACGAAACCCAGACAGAACCCGUCUUGGAGUACUACAGGAGUAAAGGUGUUCUUGAGACGUUUACAGGGACAGAAACCAACAAGAUCUGGCCUCACAUCGAAGCUUUCCUCCACAGAAAAUUCUCCUCCCUCAGCCAAAGAGUGGCUUAGAACGCCUGAAGUGAACAAGAAGGCUCUGAGUUUGCUGACAGUGACCGCUGUGUGCAUCAACCAAUCAGGAGACAGGAGGGGACGUCUGUGGACUUCAAAAUCAAAGUUCAUCUAACAUAAGACUGAAACAUUUUCAAACUGCUUGUUGUGGUACUAUGAACGUAUAGAUAUUGGCUUUGGGAAACCCAGGUGAGUCUGUGUAAAAUCCUCCAAACGCGUGUCGUUAGCUGGAGGCUUGAACCCCUUUUUCCAUGUCUUGCCUCUUUGAAACCAGGAAGGUGAGCUGUGAUCCAACAACAGAGACAAGAGUGAACGCGUGACCUCAUACUGUGAGCUUAAUCAAAGGCUUUUUAUUAUCCUUCAGAAGCACUGAGCCUUAUUUUCUACCGCAGGUGUGUCCUUGUUCCUUGCUGCUUAAGCACACAAGUGCCUUUUGCUGUUUUUGACAAGUAGCAAAACAAGUGUUUUAUUUUCCCAAAUUAUGAACCACAUUUAUUAUGAAGAACAUUUUAAAUCAUCACAAGGAACCAUUAUGAUGCAGCAUCUUUCAGCCUCCUCGGGUCUUCUGGCCUCUGAAACACUCCAUGUUCUGUUCAUUUAGACCAUUUGUCUCAUCAUGGGAGUCAUUCAGCACCUGGUGUGUCUUAAUAAUAUAUCAUUGUACACCAACACAGAUUUUACAGGAUUAAAUGUGGCUGGAAGGUGUCCGUUUGCAGUUUUUUGCACAUUGUUUGGAGUGUUUGCCCUGUUAAAAGUCGUGUGUGUGACCGUGGUGUACGGUCUACCAAUGCUCCUGGUCUUCCCUAAAAUAUCUAAUUUUUCAUACAAAAAUAAGCACUGUCAAGUAUUUUCUAGAUGACAAUAAACCUUUUAUUGUAGAAUAAAUCAACUUGCAUUUAUAGAUUUUUUUAGGAAGCUCCAUGAACACAACACACACCAGAAACAGCUGUGGGUGCAGCAGACUUCCGAAGAACUGAAACAUAAACGUUGGGUAUGUGCAGAACUUUUAGCAAUUUACUGUAAAACUAAAAAAAAAAAGAAAAACAUCUCAAAAUCUUCCCUAAAAAUCUAACUCUGAGUGAUGGCAACAAGCCCAACAAUUAUUUUCCAUAGUUUAAUAAUCUUUAUAGAGGAAAAUGAAAAAUAUUUGCACUAAUGACGAGCUAACGUAAAGUACAAAGGCAGAAGAAAUUAAAUCUGGUCAUGACUCUUGCAAGAAUCAAGCUUAACCUAACAUAAUUUUUAAUCCUUAAUCACUGUAGCUUUACUGCUGGGAAUACCUGGAGUCAUAGGCUGGAUCCUGGAUCCGGAGCCAGGACCAGGCGCUGAGGCUAGAGCCUGGGCCUGGUGUUGUAGUUAAGAAGCUAGUAAACCCUGUAUUUAUGACUUUGUGAACUGCAACAGAGCAGCUUAUCACCGUGCAGAUAAAGAUCAUUCAAACAAGAACUCAAAGCAAAUGGAUCAAUUCACACAAGAGAUUUCCAUCACAUAUUUAAUGCUUUAUAUGUAUUUCCAUUUUACAUUACCACUGCAAACAUCUGUUACACAGCAGAUGUUUUAGGCCCUGUCCAAACUCUCCCACCAUGUUUCAUGGUUUAUAAAAAUCUCCAUUUUUCUCACCAACUGUUUGUUUGUGGAUGGGCGGGGCAAAUGCAAAACAGACAAAAAAAUAUAUAGUUUUUAAAAAUAUUCAGAGAUGAGGACACUACAGCCCUAAAAAUGUGAUAAAAGCUUCCUUUUGAUGACAAAAUAACAUUUCUGAAGGUAACACUAAUGAUUUUUUCCAACAAAAUUCUCCAUAAAAUAGAAGCAAUAUUUAUAUUUGUUUUUUAAAUAAAAUAUCCUUUUUUAAAUAAAUAAUCCACACAAAUAGUGAAAAUGUCUGAAUAACAGCCCAACCACUAUUCCUCCAUACAGAUGUCUCUAAUCACAGAUAAACGUGUGUGUGUGUGUGUGUGUGUGUGUGUGUGUGUGUGUGUG
Molecule: messenger RNA, 2830 nt
Organism: Nothobranchius furzeri (turquoise killifish)
Lineage: Eukaryota; Metazoa; Chordata; Actinopteri; Cyprinodontiformes; Nothobranchiidae
Gene: ak3
Product: adenylate kinase 3
Biological process (GO): nucleobase-containing compound metabolic process
Cellular component (GO): mitochondrion; cytoplasm
Molecular function (GO): AMP kinase activity; ATP binding
Source: RefSeq, a predicted model, not a curated record